GCAUGAUCAUAAACUGAAUCUACAUAUUUAGGUCCUAAACAAAACUUUACAAUUAAAAAUAAUUAUAAUAAUAUAAUAUUUAUUGCCACUGCUGUUGAGAAUUCAAAUAAAAAAUUCUAUACAGUAAUAAGAAUAGCAAUAAAUAAUAAGAAUAGCAAUAAGUCUAGUUUUUUCCUUGGGUUCGGUGGACUUCUGCAGACGGGACUAUUUCCUGGAGCGGAGUGAGACCUCCUCACUGCUCACACACGAUCCUGGUUUUCUGUCAUCGUUGUGUCAUUGUGAAAGUGUGAAAGCGGCUGGAAGCCUGUCAGCCUCCCCUCCAUCCUCCCUCCAUCCUCCCUCCAUCCUCCCUCCUCCCUCCGCCCUGGAAGCCGCUGCCGGUGCUCGAGGAGCCGGACGGAUCCGCGGACCGGAGCCGGUGAAAAUCCCGAACAUCCGAACCAUCGACGAGGAAAAACUCCGCUCUCAUUUUUCCGCGUUCGUGUCGUUUUGCUGCAGCCAAGAGAUGCUGUCAUGUGAAGAGACGUCACCGGUUUGAAGAAAAAAAGGAAAGAAAACAGCGGAGAAACGAAAAGGAUUUAGAGGAGGGAGUGAAAGGACACGUCUGCUCUUCACAAACCAGAGGAAGUGGAACCGAGAGCCAGGCGGGACGGAUCCACUCCACAUCCGCUCUGUGGGGAAAUCUCGUGUCGUGUCAUCGUGAUGCUGCAGCAGCUUCAUCGUCUCCAUCUUCACUUUCAUUUCCUCUGACCGCAACGCAACAGACUCAGGAAACCUGCUCCUUCUCUGCUGUAAAGGACUUUCUUUAGGAUCCUGGAGCGGCUGCUUCAUGCUUUUAAAAGCGCCUCAGUUUCUCCACAGUUUCUCCGCACAAUUUUACAAAUACUUGAAUGUAAAAGUUAAAGUGAAGCUGAUUUGAGACUUUUUAAAUCAGAGCCUUUGACCCAGACGUCUAGAAAACCUGGUCUCUGCUCAAAGAAAGAUCCUCUAGGUCGAUUUGUUUCGUGCAUUAAAAGAUCUUCAGCCCAUCGUUUUUCUCCAAUGCACCAGAAAAUUUAGCAGAAGGUGAAGAAAACUUUGGGAAGUUUGCACAAAGCUCCACCCAGCAGUUCUCAAGAAGCCGCCUUCUCCACAUCAUCUGCGGCCGCGUCGUGAUGCUGGACGUGGUGAAGAUGAAGGAGGCCUGUAGGAUCUGCGCCCGCGAGCUGUGUGGGAACCAGCGCCGGUGGAUCUUCCACCCGGCGGCGAAGCUCAACCUGCAGGUGCUGCUGUCCCACGCUCUGGGCCGCGAGCUGAGCCGCGACGGCCGCGGCGAGUUCGCCUGCUCCAAGUGCACCUUCAUGCUGGACCGCAUGUACCGCUUCGACACGGUGAUCGCCCGGGUGGAGGCCCUGUCCCUGGAGCGCCUCCACAAGCUGCUGCUGGAGAAGGAGCGUCUGAGGCAGUGCAUCGGGGGCCUGUACCGGAAGAACAACGCCGAGGACUGCAGCCUGGCGCUGCCCGGCCCCGCCGUCGCGUCCGAGGACUCUCCUGUGGUGGAUCUGUCUCUGCUGCAGGAUGUCAGGUACUCGGACAUGAUCCAGGACGACCUGGCUUACUCCGUGUACGAGUCCUGGGCCGAUAAGGACGACCCGGCCUCGGAGCAGCCCUCCCACCACCACCACCACCACCACCACCACCACCAGUGCACAGCAGCAGACUCCCUGUCGGGCCAGAAGCCGAGGCGGUGCAGGGGAUGUGCAGCGCUCCGGGUGGCGGACUCGGACUAUGAGGCGGUGUGUAAGGUGCCCAGGAGGAUUGGGCGUCGGAGCACAUCCUGUGGUCCAUCCACCCGCUACUCCACAGCCACUCUGGUCAUCGAGGACCCACCCAAACUCUCUGAGGCGUCCGAGGCCACAACCAUCGAGUCUCCUUCAGCCGGGAUGGAGGCCGAUAAGACGGCGUUUGACCAGAGGAGUCCCAGCCCCACGUCGUCUGUGGAGUCUCUCAGCGCCGCGGUGCACGACGCCUGCCUUCCCGCAAACAGUAAAGAGAAGGAAAACACGGAGCAAGAAGAGGCUGCGGUGAUGAGGGACGCUCCUAACGAGAGCGCCCUCUCUGGUCUGGAGGUGACGCUGAGCCUCCUGCGGGGUUGGGAGUACCGGCCCGUGAAGACUCGAAGGGGCAGCAAGCUCCCGGUUCUGGUCAAAGACCUGCCCGUCCCGCUGAGGUCGCCCUGUGGAGGGGCAGCAGACUGCGAGCUCUACCCCCACCAGAGCAUCCCGGAGGUGGUGAUCCUGGAGGCGGAGCUGGCGGAGAUGGAGGAGCAGUGGCAGGACGAAUACGUUCACUGUGGGCCGUUUCGCUUUCAGCAGCGGCUGAUUGACGAGCAGCAGGGUCGACUCGCUCAGUACGAAACCGCUGCAGGUCAGUGUGUCGGGGAGCUGGAGAAGGCCCAGGACCAGGUCCGGUCUCUGCAGACCAAGAUCAGGGAGAGUGAGACCAGGAACCAGAAGCUGCAGGAACGUCUCGGGGAGAUGGAGCUGGAGCUUCGGUCGGCCAGAGAGGAGGCUCAGCAGCAGGAGAGAAACAUCCAGAACAUCAGUGACACCGUCAGCUCCAAGGAGGUGGAGGUUGCAGAGCUCUACCAGGUGAUCGAGGAGCAGAACAAGAUGCUGCGUUCUCUCAAAGAGCUCACAAACCGCAACCAGCUGCAGCAGCUGCAGGUGUCCGGGGCGGAGGCGGUCCGAGGUCAGGGUGAGGUCCUGGCUCUGCAGGCCUCCUUGUUCCAGGCUCAGCUGGAGCUGCAGGCCGGCCAGCGGGCGCAGAGGCAGGCGGCCCGGACUCAGCAGGACAUGACCCGGGCCCUGGAGAGGCUGGAGAAAGACCUGCAGGGGGCGCUGCAGCACAGGGGGGACACAGAGAGACACAACCAGGAGCUGCAGCUCGCUCUGGAGAAGUCUCGAUCAGCUCUGCAGGAGAGAGAGGAGCGGCUGAGACAGGCCGAGCAGGAGAGACAGGAGGAGAAGGAGGACAGAGAGAGGACCAUCCGAGCCCUGGAGACGUCCCUGCAGACCAAAGAACAGCUGGUGGAGAACUACUCUGAGCUGCUGGAGGAUCCGAAGGAGACGAGAGACUCUCUGCUUCAGAAGCUUCGUCAGCGCAUAACGGAGAGAGACCGAGCGCUGGAGCGAGCGGUCGAUGAGAAGUUCCGCUGCGUCGAGGAGAAGGACGAGGAGAAGCGACGGCUGCAGCUGCUGCUCAGAGAGAAGGAGCGAGACCUGGAGAGGCAGCGCUGCGUCCUGGCCAACAACGAGGAGACCAUCGCUAGUCUGGAGGUGCUGGUCCGAGGGAAGAGUCUGGAGCUGCAGCAGGUGUGCGACGCCUGGAGGAGCGUCCAGCGCCAGCGGCAGGAUGGAGAGGACACGCAGAGCCGCGUCCUGAGGGAGAGGGACGCCAUCAUCGAGCAGCUGCAGGGGGCGCUGCAGGCCCGCACGCAGGAGGCUCAGGACCUCCGCUCCUCCCUGCUCGCUCAGGUCCACUCUGCUCCCGCCGACGUCCUGGAGGAGCUGAAGCUCCGCCUCCAGCUUAAGGACCGCCUCUUCCAGGAAGUGCUGGCGGACCGCACCCAUCAGGCCCGGGAGCACCAGGACCAGGUCCAGGAUCUGCUCAGAACCAUCGGUGCCAGGGACCAGUACAUCCAGGACUCUGCCAGCCGGCUCGGUGAGGUCAUGGCCGAGCAGACGUCCAGGCUCCAGGAGCUCCGGAGGCAGCUCAGCUCGGGUUUCGGAGCCGCCUCGGGCCCAGACGUGGCGGCGGAGGUCCGGGAGGUGCAGGAGGAGCUCCGUGUCGCUCUGAGGAGGGAGAAGGAGAACCAGGAGCUGAGCAGGAGUCAGGCUGCAAGGCUGGACUCCCUCAGCAGGAGUCUGGACGUGAAGGAGGAGAUCAUCAGGGACCUCCAAAGGCAGAUGGCCGACCCCUCAGACCUCCCUCUGGUGGAGCGGCUGACGCAGGAGGUCCAGGAGCUCAGGGAGAGCCUGGUCCAGCAGGACGGACCUCCGGCCCGAGGCCCCGUCCUGGGCCGAGACCGGCCCGAGUUUGGAGAGUUGAGCUCUGAGGACGAGGACGACGAUCUGAACAGCGAGUACACGGACGACAACGAGUCCAGCUCCAAGAGCGUCCCAGGGAUCCCAGACCAGGAUCUGAUCCAGGACCAGGUUCUGGAGGGCCAGGGGCUGAUGGAGGUCAAAGAGCUGGUGGAGCAGAAGAGGGCAGUGGAGAGGGAGCUGGGGGAGCUGAAGGCCCAGCUGGAGAAGAUCGGCUUCUCCUCACUGUCACAGAUGAGGAAAGCUCUGUUCAGCCUGCAAGCUGAGAACCAGGAUUUAAAGCUCCAGCUGACUGGAAGCAAACACAAGGAGGAAGAGGAGGAGGUGGUGGAGGAGGAGGAGGAGGAGGAGGAGGAGCUGGAUGUGACCAUCGAAGAGGAGGAGGAGGAGGAGGCGUGGGAUGGAGAUCUGUCUCAGUCUCAGUCUGAGAUCCAGAGCAGCGACGAGUCAAAGAAGAAGAGACCGAUCACAGCCUCGUCCCAGGUCGGGAUCGUGGGCAUCGAGCCGCCGGCUGCUGCUUCCUGUCAGAAAACUGUCCGUCUGCAGCAGAAGAGCAAAGAGCUGCAGGAGAGACUGAUGGUGUCUGAGGCCACGGUUCAGGCUCAGGCCGAACAGAUCCAGGACUACAGAGACCUCCUCACGGAGACGUCCGUGCAGCAGGACAGUAAACUGGUCCAGGUCGACCUUCAGGACCUCGGCUAUGAAACCUGUGGCCGCAGCGAGAACGAGGCGGAGAGAGAGGACACCAGCAGCCCAGAGUUCGAUGACCUGGAGAUGUGCACGUCUCUGGACUGUGGUUCUCAGUGGUGGCCCAGCACCUCCUUCCCCAAAGCCCCGGCCCAGACGCCGGGCUGUGGAGACCCGUCUCUGCAGCGUCUGGUGGAGGACCUGCGCUCUCAGCUGUCCCGCUCCCAGGCCGUGAUCCGGGGGCUCCAGAGCCGCCUGCGCUCCCUCUCCACCUCCAGCGACUGUGGCCCCCCCACCCCCCGCAAGGUCAACUGGUCCUUCCAGGCGUCGCCCUCGCAGAGCGGGGCCGAGGACGACGAGGGCUGGCAGUCGUCCGACGGCGGGGGGGGGGCGUCCUCGGCCUCGCCCCGCCACCCUCGCCUGGACAGGGGCCUCCAGGACCUGGUGUCCCGCGUGGACGCUCUGGAGGACCAGCUCAGGAAAGGGGGCAAGAAGAGUUCGGCGGAGGACGGGAGGACGGACACGUGGCCGGGUAAGUUCGACACCCUGAUCCAGGCCCAGGCCAGAGAACUGUCCCACCUGCGGCAGAGGCUGCGGGAGGCGCGGGGGGUGAGCACCAUCCUGAGUCAGCACCUGGGCGACACGACCAAGGCCUUCGAGGAGCUGCUCCGGGCCAACGACAUCGACUACUACAUGGGCCAGAGCUUCAGGGACCAGCUGGCUCAGGGCGGCGCGCUGGCCCAGAGGGUCGGCGCCAAGCUCAGCGGACGAGAUCGUUCUGAGGAUCCGGACGAGAAGACGGAGCUUCUCGCCAUCCGGCUGAGUAAGGAGCUGCAGCAGAAGGACAAGAUCAUCGAGUCUCUUCGCACCAAACUCAACCAGCAGCAUCAUCUUCACCACCAUCAUCAUCCUCAUCCUCACCGGUCGGACACGCCCUGCAGCGGCCACGCCCUCUCCGACGCCAGCGACCAAUCGGAUCGCAUCUCCUACGUGUCCGACGACCGCGGCUCCACCAACGAGGACCUGGAGUUGUGCUCGGACGUGGACGCUGCCAGCGAGCUGUGUCCGGAGGAGACUCCAGGGAGAGUCGGGACAGACUGUCCCUCUCAUUCCUCUGUCUCCCCGUCCAUCGCCUCAUCCCAUCAAACCCUGUCGUGCCCCAGCUGUCCCAGCAUGCACCGCUCCAGCUCGCCACAGACACCUGCAGACGUGCAGAGUCAGACAGCCCCAGCCUAUCAGCCUCCUCCUUUCUCCUCCUCCUCCUCCUUCUCCUUCUCCACUCAGAAGGCACCCUCACCCUUUCAUCCUCCCCCCUCAAACCUGCGGGGCCGCUACCAAAGCGGAGGCGGCGGCGGCGGCGGCGGAGGCGGGGCCGGGGGGGCCGGGGGGGCGGGGUUCUCCCUGGCCGAGGUUCACCAGGAGCUGCAGAUGUUACAGAGGCAGCUGAGAGACAGCGACAGGUUUUCCACGCCUCAGUCCAAACCUCUUCAGGGUUUCCCGUUCGCCCCCCAACACCUGCACCACCACCUCCACCACCAGCAUCAGCAUCAUCAGCACCAUCAGCAGCCCGGCUCCUCCAGCUUCCUGCCCCUCUCCUUCCCCCCAGGACUCCACCCUUCCCCCUUCAGCAGCGCCGCCAGCUGCAGCAGCCUGGACGCCGGCCUCGCCAUGAAAGCUGGAGCCAGCCUCCUGGAGAGCAGUGCAUUGUGGGACGCAGCUUACGGCUCCCGGCCGAUGAGGGCUGACCUGUCGUCCGGGUCGUCGGGGUACCAGUCAGGAACCAGCCAAGCAGGCUCAGACCUGAUGAAGGAGCAUCUGAGGGAGAUCAGGAGUCUGAGGCAGAGGCUGGAGGACUCCAUCCACACCAACGACCGCCUCCGUCAGCAGCUGGAGGAGAGACUGGCCCGCACGGCCGCAGAGAAAGGAGCUCCCACCAACAUCUACAUCCAGGGCCUGGACUCGGUCGGCCAGCUCUCCUCCGAGCUCAGACUCCUGAAGGAGGAAAACCUGAGUCUGCAAAACCAGCUGCAGCAGAGCAGCAAGGAGGCGGAGCGUCUGAGGGAGGCGGUGCUUCUGGAGCGCUCCAGGCUGAAGGAGGCGGAGCUAGAGGCGGAAAGGUGGGCGGAGGAGAGCAGGAAGCUGCAGGUGGAGGCCGACGCCCACGGCCAGGAGACGACGCACCUGAGGCAGGACAGGCAGAGGAACCAGGAGACCAUCAACAGACUCCAGCACGAGGUGAGCGUCCUCCGCCAGCAGCUGUGUGAGAGCCGGGGGUUGGUCCACUCUCUUCAGUGUGAGCUGCAGGUGUAUCGCAGAGUGUGUGGAGUCAACGUGAACACGCUCACAGAUCAGGCCGGAGACCAGCCGGGACUCGACCCCAGAGAGCUGCACAUUCAGCUGGAGCAGCAGCUGAGCUCCGAGGCGGCGGCUCAGCCCGGAGGCAGGAGGCAGCUCUUCAGCGACAACGUCCCCUCUCCCCCCGUCAGAGACACGGGACUCAUCAGCCCGUCCUCUCCUCUACGUCCUGCACAGAGACAUCCAGAGGAAGCUCCAUCAGCUGAUCCAGCCUCCACCCUGCAGGAUGGUUGCUACGCCAGCCGUCAUGGCCGCCACGUCGUCGGCCACAUCGACGCCUUCAAGGCUCUGCAGCAGCAGAUCCUGGAGGGAGGCGCUCUCCUCCUGAGGAUGGAGGCCGGCCUCUAUUCUCUCAGCGCCUCGCAGGACUUCUACGAGCCUUCAGACUCGGUGAGGAAGCUGCUGUCGGACGCUGAAACUCUGCGUCAGAUCCUGGAGGAGUCCGGCUCGACGCUGAGGAUGUUCUGGAGAGCAGCUCUACCCGACUCAGAGGAAGCCAAACAGGAUCAGCCUCUGAAGGAGGAGCUGGCUGCUCUACGUCUGAAGCUCUCCCAGCGAGAGGAGGCUCUAAAGGACGCGAUGGAGCGAGUGAAGAGCUCCAACCGCACCAAAGAUAGCAUGGAGCACUUUAUAGUCAGCCAACUGUCUAGAACGAGGGACGUUUUGAGGAAAGCGAAGACCAACCUACAGGAGAACGAGCUCAGGAUUUCCUCCCUCCGUCAGGCUUCUUCUUCCUCCAUCCCUCCUUCCUCUCCCUCCUCCUGCUUUUCUUCAUCCUCCUCCUCCUCCUCCUCCUCCUCCUCCUCCUCCUCCUCCUCACCCCCCUGGCCUGGUAAAGGUGAAAUCAGAGAACGAUUCUGUGAACUCGCCUUCUCUCCUGGUUGGGGUGUCUUGACGCCUCGGCCUUCCUCCUCCUCCUCCUCCUCCUCCUCCUCCUCCUCCGUCUCCUCCUCCUCCAUCAUCCACAGACUGGAUCACCAGCAGCGCCCCCUGCAGGCCUUCUUCCUGUAGCUCCUCGUCACCGUCGACCUGCUGUUCAAACACGAAAUGCUGAAAACGUCUGCGUGCGUCCGACUGAAGAACCGUGUGUGCCGAGUGUCUAAGGAUGUUUGUGAUUCAUUUUUGCAGGUCCGUGGAUGUGACUGGUUGUAACGGUUUCACGGCGGGUGUGUUGUUGUGUGUCAGAGAUUGUGAGGACUUUUGCGGAGGCCACAAACUGAAGGGUUUUUCUCGUUCAUACGAGAGCGACAGGGGCUGAACUUUGCUUAUGAUUCACCUUCAUUUCAACAAAUGAAUCAGAAACAUGUGGUUUAGGACGAUGAGGAGCUUGUUCUUUAAUUCACAAGUCGGAAGCUUCCAACAAGAAGAUAACUUCAGCUUUUCAAGGAUUCAGAACAAAAUCCGUUUGAUGCCAGCAGGUAAAAAAAGAGGCUUUUAAAAAACAAAAAAACCAAACUAAUAAAGUGCUUUGCCUCGGCCUCGGCUGAGGCUCGUGUCUGUAGGUUGUUUGUAGAAUUCAUGCAUGUGGUUGGAGCAGUUUGUGGAAACGAAGCCAUACUCUCUGAAUCGUUUUGUCCUUCUCGUACUGAAACUGUCCUAAAAAUGGCCGACUACUGAUAAUAUAAGAAAACAACUACAACAUAGAGCUACUAAUAGACGUGUGUUCAUGUAGCUGUAGAUGAUGUCCUCUUGCAUUUACUGUCAAAACAUCCGUUUAGGGAUUUUAAACUAUUAUUAAAUGUGUUUUUUCCAGCGUUGGAAAAGCCUUGUGACGAAACUGAACAAAUGCAACAACUUAGUAAAACCAGUAUUAAAUAAAUACAUUAAAAAAACAACAAACAAGCACAUGUUUUAGAUGCCUUCAGGUACCGGUUUGAUAUUUAAACGGUUUGAUAUUUAACUUUAAAUGGUCCAAACGAGACGACAUUUCAGUUUUGUAAGCAGAAAAAUGGACCAGACUUUUUUUUUUGUUUAAACUUUAAAAUCUUUUAGGACGUUUUACUUUUAAGCUAAAUUUGUAAGAAAUAUUUUAAUGUUCCUCAAAAUGACAAUCACUUGAAAAAACACAAAAAAUUAGCUUUGGAGAAACUCACUGUGCAAACGUACUUUUCUGCAAUGAGCUAUUUUAACCUGGCUUCCUUGAUUUCUCUGUGUCGUAGAUGAACUGUUUUAUUUUGUGCAUGAACUGUGGCGCCGCCGCCGCCGCCCUCGAAAAACUUUCACUGAAAUAUGCAAUUUGUUUGGGGUUACUGUGCAAUAUAAAAGCCUUGGUGGUCGCUUGUUUUUCUCGAUGUUUUAGGGCCUGGAUGUUAAAGUGCCAUGUCCUCUGAAAAUAGGUUUUUCUUUAUUAGGUGUAAAGUUUCUGACAAUCAGUAUAAAACAGGUUUUAAUGGCUCAACGUGAAUCAGAGGUUUUUUAUAUGCAACGUGUGGGAACAGAAUAUUUACGGAGCAAUAAGAUGAACCAAAGUGGACGACAUUUAAAGUGCGUUGAUGAAUCAGGUGUAAAAUGAAUCAAAUUUAAAUUGUUCCCUGCAAAGGUCAAAGGUCAGACUUAGUGUCUUUCUUAGUGUCCGUGUGGUCUAAGGAACCACGUCUCAUGUAUGUACAUAUUAAACCGAGUGUGUACAAGUUGUUUUGUUGCUGUGUGAGAAGAGAUUGUAUUUUUAUGCAUGUUCUCUUUAUUAAAAACAAAAAACAAAACCAAAAAAAAAAAAA
Molecule: messenger RNA, 9844 nt
Organism: Mugil cephalus (flathead mullet)
Lineage: Eukaryota; Metazoa; Chordata; Actinopteri; Mugiliformes; Mugilidae
Gene: pde4dip
Product: phosphodiesterase 4D interacting protein
Exons: 35
Coding region: 1155-8138 (2327 amino acids)
Cellular component (GO): nucleus; microtubule organizing center
Molecular function (GO): zinc ion binding
Source: RefSeq, a predicted model, not a curated record